Molecule: messenger RNA, 1443 nt
Organism: Prorocentrum cordatum
Lineage: Eukaryota; Dinophyceae; Prorocentrales; Prorocentraceae
Source: the annotation of a GenBank genome assembly
AUGGCCGCCACGAUCAGCCCCAGAGGGCCUGCCGCUGAAGGCUCGGCGCCGCGCUGGGGAGCGGAGGAUGGCGAAGGCGGCGACGCCGGCCUCGCCGCGGGUGGCCCCGUCGACGCCGGCGUGGGCGACGACGGCGCCAGCGACGCGGGAAGCGCGGAGAGCUCGGCGGAGCAGCUGCAGCACCGACGACGGCCUGGGAGCCUUCUUCCAGGAGCGAGUCGCCGGAGGACGCGGCAGCUGCGGAAGGAGAGGGUUGCCAAGGACAGUCAAGCACCAGGUGGCGCCGUCGCGGACGAGGCCCCGCCGGGUCCGCCGGCGGGCGGCGCCGCUGGGAGCCCGCGGCCUGCUGCGGGUGAGCCGGCAGAGGCGCCCGCCUCCGAGGAGCCCGCCGGCGGCGGAGCGGGCGACUCCGCGCCCUCGGCGGACGGCUCGGAGGAUCGGGGGGCUCCAGCACCGACGACGGCGGCCUGGGCUCCUUCUUCAAGGCCCCGAAGAAGAAGAAGAAGCUCCUCCGCAAGCCCGCCGACAAGCCUGCCGCGCAGCCGCAGCUCGACGGCGAUGGCGCCGCGGAGCCGGCUGGCGUUGCGGCCCAGGCCGUCGCCCAGGACCGAGGGAGGCCGUGGAGAGCCCGCGCCGGCGGAGACACCGCGGCGGCGGCUGCUGCAGCCCGCCCGCCCAGAAGUCCAGACCUGGCCGCCGGCGACCCCGAGCAGGGGCAGCAUGCCAGCGGCCCCGUCGCCGUCCAGACGCUGCUGGCCGCAGCCCCCGCGCCGGCUGCCCUCGUUCAGCCUGGACGAGGAUGACGCAGAAGAGGAAGAAGAGGAGGAGGACACAACGAGGUCAGCUGCAGCGUCUCGGAAUGCUUGGAAGCAGAGGGGCAUGGAUUCGUCCAGCACCAGGUCCACCGAGGACGCCAUUCCAUCUUACAGGGACGAGGAAAGUGGUUCGGCGUCUGCCAGGGCCAAGAAGACAGGAGCUGGUAUUGCUUCGACUGACGGUGGUGUGCCACGCAGAAAGAAGAAGAGGGGGCGAAUGCCACUGGCAUGUACCGCGCCGUCCCCGGCAUGGCCGCGGACGCGACCAGGAGGGGUGCCACUGGCUCAUCCCGCCGGAGAGCCUGGCGAUCCGCAUGGGCCGGGAGGCGGGCUCCUUCCUCACGAGGCAGUGGCUCGCUCUGCACGCGACCGCAAACGCGGGGAGAGGCGGCGAGGGGCCCCAGAAGAAGAAAAAGUUCCCCGCGCGCCUCCACGCCGGCUGGCUGGCCCAGACGCUGCGGCCGAAGGGGUGGUUGGCGCCCAUCCCAGAGGACGAGGUGAGGCACUUGCCGAUGCCAGAGGAGAGCUCAUCAGCGAGCCGGACCGCGGGCCCCGCAGGCCGUGCGCGGCCGCCGUGGAGAAGGUGAUACUGCGCGAGCUCGGCGGGCUCGCCAUCAGCCCGAGCUGA